AUGAUCACUAGAAGAUGGUUUCACCCAUCACUGAGCGGAGUAGAUGCGGAGAAACUGCUUUUAGAGUGCGGUCGCGACGGCUACUUCCUAGCGAGACCCAGCAUGAGCAACAAGGGAGACUUUACACUCUCUGUUCGAAGGGGUAAUGAGGUAACACAUAUAAAAAUUCAAAACAAUGGGGAAUUUCUCGACCUUUACGGCGGGGAGAAGUUCGCUACACUCUCGGAACUCGUCCAACAUUACAUGGACAAUCAGGGCCAACUGCGAGAAAAGAACGGCAACAUCAUAAGGCUAAAGACCCCGCUCAAUUGUGCGGAUCCCACUACAGAGCGCUGGUAUCACGGACAGUUAACCGCAAAAGAAGCCGAGAGGAUGAUGUUAGAAAAUGGCAAGAAUGGUUCCUUCCUCGUCAGAGAAUCCCAAAGGCAACCGGGAGAUUUUGUUCUGUCGGUGAGAACGCGCGAUCGUGUUACCCAUGUAAUAAUAAGAAGGCAAGACAACAAAUACGAUGUUGGAGGAGGCGAGCAGUUCGAUGACCUCGUUAGUUUAAUAGAACAUUACCGAAACUAUCCCAUGGUCGAAACCACAGGCGAAGUACUAAGGCUUAUACAGCCGUUCAACGCAACGCGAAUUCAAGUCCGACACUUCCACACUCGGGUCAAACAGCUUCAGAAAGAAAACGAAGGCCCAAUCGAGAGCAUGGCGUACAAACAGGGCUUUUGGGAGGAAUUCGAAACGUUGCAAAUGAUGGAGAAUUUACAGCUGUUUGAUAGAAUGGAAGGCUCCAAACCGGAGAAUAUUAGGAAGAACAGAUAUAAAAACAUAAUACCGUUCGAUCACACGCGCGUCGUUUUACGUGACGUGCCGGCCGACGCACCGCCAGGCGCUGAUUACAUUAACGCCAAUUACAUCCGAUGCGACAGCAUUGAUGCCAGUUCCGAUUCGCAGGAUACCAACGGAAGCAACGAGAACAGUUCGCCGCAACCCAGGGAUGGCACGUCAUCAAGAAGCAAAGAAAAGACUUCUCCUAACCAUAAGAGCGUCGUUGUUGCCGAAGAAAAACCCAGGGAAACAACAAAAACUCAGGAGAAUGGCACUCAUAAACUUGUUCCUUCAUUUGUUCUUCGAUCUAAUCCAAAUUACGUAAACACAACACUCCCGAAAUGCGCCACAGUUGCCCCAGAUAACGGUGAAACAGAACACGUUUACAACAAAAUUUACAUCGCCACCCAAGGUUGUCUUUCAACUACUAUUUACCAGUUCUGGUCCAUGAUAUGGCAAGAGGAUGUCCGCAUAAUAAUCAUGACGACCAAAGAGAUCGAACGGGGGAAAGUAAAAUGUGAGCGCUAUUGGCCUGAUUUAAACAAAACCGAGGUGAUAAAAAAAUACACCAUCUUUAACGAAUCUGAAUCCUCUACACAGGACUACACUUUGAGACGUUUUCUGGUAACGAAAAAAGACGAGCCCAACGUGAAAAGAGUUAUCUAUCAUUUCCAUUUCACUGCGUGGCCCGACCACGGUGUUCCUUCAGAGCCAGGGCGGGUUCUGAACAUUCUUUUGGACGUCAAUUAUAGACUGCAGCAGAUAAUGACUGGGUCGGAUCCACCGGCUCAGGCAGUAGUCUGCGUUCACUGCUCCGCUGGCAUCGGUAGAACUGGCACAUUUAUAGUCAUAGAUAUGAUCUUGGACCAAAUACGAAAGGAGGGCUUUGAUUGUGAGAUUGACAUACACCGCACUGUACAAAUGGUAAGAGAUCAACGGUCUGGCAUGGUACAAAACGAAGCCCAGUAUAAAUUUAUUUACAUGGCCGUGCUAGAAUUUAUUGAAACUGAGAAGCAGAGGGUUGGCCUGCGCCCAGAGACGACACAGGACUCGCCCCGAGUGCGAUCACACCCAGUACCUUUUUUAUGA
Parnassius mnemosyne (clouded apollo) is the source of this 1911-nucleotide messenger RNA. NCBI's taxonomy places the organism in Eukaryota, Metazoa, Arthropoda, Insecta, Lepidoptera, Papilionidae. The record is from the annotation of a GenBank genome assembly.